Suillus subaureus is the source of this 1464-nucleotide messenger RNA. RefSeq lists its product as uncharacterized. NCBI's taxonomy places the organism in Eukaryota, Fungi, Basidiomycota, Agaricomycetes, Boletales, Suillaceae. The record is from RefSeq and is a predicted model, not a curated record. Bases 1 to 1464 code for a protein of 487 amino acids. The transcript has 7 exons.
AUGUCACAGUCUGGACACACUGGCUGUCCAUCUAAGCAUCCCAAACUUGUCAGGCACACACAGCCAGACACCACACAGCCCUCAAAUCAUGUCAACAGGCAUCGCAUGUUCAGUUUGCAGCCUAGCAGUCAACUUGCACUUCGGACUUCUUACAUUCCUGCCACCCUACCUGAGAAGGAGGAUGAAAAUGCUGUGGACACUGAUGCCGGCCCUACCGUUCCCACUGAAGAUGAUCCUUGGAACAAGAUGGUGCCCUUCAACCCUUCAUCUGAGGUGGACAAUGUCCUUGGAGCACCUGAGAUGCCAAUGGCUGAAAAGAGAUGCAGGAGAACUGCAGGAGACACUCCCAUCUCCUCUUGGCUGCCAGAACAUCAGAUGUACAUGAACAAGUUUCUACGACUUGAAGGAAGAGGCCAGGAUUCAGACACCCCAUGUGCAUGUGGUGUGGAGGAUGCCAUGUUUCGGUGUCAGGAUUGUUUCUCUCUCAAGCUUGCAUGUCGGUCAUGCACCAUUGGGUUGCACCAUAACUCCCCACUCCAUAGAAUCAAGGAAUGGAGGGGCAGAUUUUUCCACCCUGUUUCAUUGAAAUCCAUGGGCCUGCGCAUUCAACUUGGACACCCUCCUGGUAUCACUUGUCGCAGACCAACACCAGCAUUUGGUGACAACUUCGUGAUUAUCAAUGUCCACGGUGUGCAUCCAACAGGACUUGAUUUUUGUGGAUGCGAGCAGGAAGUUUCACACUUCAAACAACUACUCCAUGCAUGCUUAUUCCCUUCCACGGUGACUGACCCAAGAAUGGUGGCAACAUUUGCUGUUUUGGAGUUCUUUCACAUACUCUCCUUCAAGUCUAAAGUGUCUGCAUAUGAGUUUUAUCAUAGCUUGGCAUGGUGGACUGACAAUACAGGAAUCACGCCAAUUCAUGAUCGCUACUCAGUAUUUCUAAGGAUAGUCCAUGAGUGGAGAAACAUCAAAGCACUCAAACAUUCAGGUCGUGGCCACCAUCCUGCCGGAAUAGGUUCCACUCAAGAUGGAGAUCUGGCCAUUCUCUGCCCUGCAUGCCCGCAUCCUGGAAAAAACCUCCCUACUAACUGGGAAACUUCACCUCCGACUAGAUGGAAGUACGCACUCUUUCUUGCUAUAGAUGCCAACUUUCGACUCAAGCACUGGAUGGUAUUGACCGAUCGAAAAGGUCCUGGCCUUAGCCAAGGAUGGGGUCAUUUUGUUGAAGAGAAUGAAUAUAAGCAGUACCUGAGCAACAAUGGUGAAACCCUUCAAGAGAAAAGCAACUGUGUCAGCCAUAAUGCAGUUAACAUGGCUGAUACAAAGUCAUCAAGGGGACUUGCUGCGACUGGAGUGGGCACUGUGGAUUGCACAUGCCACAAUAUGAAGUUAGCUAAUGGCAUUGGUGACUUACAGAAGGGUGAAAAGUCGACUAGGAUAGGCAUGACAAUAGACACUCGAUAA